This is a messenger RNA of Prunus armeniaca (apricot), 432 nucleotides long. Lineage: Eukaryota; Viridiplantae; Streptophyta; Magnoliopsida; Rosales; Rosaceae. The record is from the annotation of a GenBank genome assembly.
AUGUCAAUCGUCCCAAUCAACGAGCAACGAGGCAGUGACUUCGACCCUUCCUUGGCUCUUGACCUGUGGGACCCAUUCACAGAUUUCCCUUUCCCAUUCCCUUCCUCACUCUCCAACGUUUUCCGGGAAUUCAAUCUGGGUUCUUCGGUAAACUCAAGAUUAGAUUGGAGAGAGACCCGAAAUGCCCACAUCCUAAAGGCGGCUCUUCCUGCGUUCAUGAACCAGGACGUGCUUGUGGAGCUUCAAGACGAGCGUGUGCUUCAGAUCAGUACAGACAGCGGUAGCUUCAUGACAAAGUUUAAGCUUCCGGACAACGCCAAGAUUGAGCAGCUUAAGGCCUUCAUGAGCAAUGGGGUUCUCACUGUCACUGUUCCUAAGGAGGAGCCCAGCAGACCCAAUAUCAGAGCCAUUGAAAUUUCUGGCGAAGAUUAA